AUGACUUCCACAGCCUUCUGCUGCUGGGCCGCCCCCGCCGUCGCGAUGUUCUCGUCCAGCAACUGGAUGAAGGCGGCGUUGAUGCCGUUCUUCCCAGCCAGCUCCAGCAGCGCCGCCUUCUUGUCGCGGGCCUGCAGCACCCCCUUCAGGCUCUCCGCAGGGGUCACUGUCUCCGCCAGCUUGGUCUUGACACCCUCCAGUGCCUGCAUCGCGACAUGA
Messenger RNA from Auxenochlorella protothecoides, 219 nucleotides. RefSeq lists its product as hypothetical. The transcript has a single exon. Bases 1 to 219 code for a protein of 72 amino acids. The record is from RefSeq and is a predicted model, not a curated record. NCBI's taxonomy places the organism in Eukaryota, Viridiplantae, Chlorophyta, Trebouxiophyceae, Chlorellales, Chlorellaceae.